This is a messenger RNA of Sungouiella intermedia, 2466 nucleotides long. The record is from the annotation of a GenBank genome assembly. NCBI's taxonomy places the organism in Eukaryota, Fungi, Ascomycota, Pichiomycetes, Serinales, Metschnikowiaceae.
AUGUCCGCCACCCCCGUGUUCAAGGAGGAAGAAGACGACCAUUCUAUAUUGGCGUCAUCGCCUCCAGCCACGCCAUUGCCGGAGGAAUCAACUACCCCUGAGAAGAACAAACCAGAACCUGAAAGCACAGUUGAAGGUGACAAGAAACGUCGGAAGGCACCAGCCAAAGGAGGCGGACCGAAAAAACCUUCAGAAGAGGUGCUUCAGAGACGUCGAGAGGGACGAAUCAAGGCAGCAGCCACCAUCGCACAGAACUUGAAGAAGACAGGAAUUGGCCGGUUUGAAGACCAGAACGGAUUCACACUUACUAGCGUGAGAACUGUACCAUUGAUCAACCAGAAGAACUACUUUGCAGACUACUUGAAGAAGGACGAGCAAGUUACGUUGAUACGUAACUGGAGAAACGAGAAGGUCAACCAGGUUUCCACCAAAGACGCUACUAAAAGCGGAGAUAAAAAGCCGUUAGAAGACGACGACGAUGACGAAGAUGAUGACGAGGACAACGACAAUGAGGAAGGCGCGCUGGAGAAGGCCCGCAUGGGUGAUGACACCAUCGUCUUUCAUCCGGGAUCGCAGGUGUUGAGAAUUGGAAGGGCUACGGCGGGUUCUCCUACUCCGAUUCCCAUGGUAAUUGCCGUACCCAACCGGAACAAGAAGUCCGGAGAUUAUGCCGUUGUGCCUGAAAGAGGGGUCGACGAAGACGGAAGCGUUGAGUUUAGCGAGUCGUUCGACGCAGUUAAGUCCGUUGUGACCAAAGACUUUAAAGCCCGAAUGCGCUACUACAAGAGGAGGAUGAUGCCCAAUUCACGGGAGAGUGCAGCCAAUUUCAAUAAAAAGCAAGAAGGAGAGGAUGUUCCUGAUGGAUACGAUCCAAACAAGAUGGAUUGGAUCGAAAAGGACGAUGAACUCUUGGAAGGUGACUAUAUCUGCGGGAAGGAUGCAUUGAGGCUCCCCAUCAACGAGUCGUUCCAGGAUUGGCGACUCAAAUUUCCUAUAGUCAACGGGGGCUUCAAUCAGUCGCCGGAAGACUAUCUGUCUCCGCAGGAAUUGUUGGGCGACUUGCACCGUAUAGUGGUGGAUGCCUUAAAGUCCAUCGACAUUAACACAAAGGAAGAGACAGCCAACUUGAAGUGCUUGUUUGUGAUCCCCGACUUGUACGACAAGAUCUAUGUGGAAACUUGGGUUGACUUGCUCUUCAACGCCGUGGGUUUUGGCCGUGUUGGAAUCAUCCAAGAGGCUGUUGCGGCCACUUUUGGUGCUGGAGUGUCCUGUGCUUGCGUAGUAGAUGUUGGAGCAGAAAAAACUUCCAUUUCUUGCGUGGACGAAGGCAUGGUGAUCAAUGACUCGCGAGUGAAGCUCGACUACGGAGGCGUGAAUAUUACCGAGGCUUUUACCAAAUUGCUCUUACAGCAGGACUUCCCUUACAAAGACAUUAACCUCGCCAACUAUAACGAUGAUUGGCAAUUGGCCGAUAACCUCAAGAAAGAAUUCGGCACGUUUGAUGAUGCAGAUAUUGCCGUACAAUUGUACAAUUUCUACAAGCGCAAGCCUGGGGAACGAACACAGAAGUUCAACUUCAAGGUCUACGACGAGGUGAUGUUGGCGCCGUUGGGAUUGUUCUACCCGGACCUCUUUGAAAUCUCCAAAGAAACGCGACCCCGUUACUUGUUUCCUGAGUCCAUUGAUCAAUAUACUGGCGAGCCCAACGACCCAUACUCCAAGGCUCACGAGAAUUUGGUGACCAACUCCAGCUUUUCGGACACUGCCGACGAGACCUUGUUGAUAAAAUUGGUGGAAGACAAGCUGAUUUUCAAGCAAGCCAACGUGUAUGCCAAACCCAGGGCACCACGGUCACUCACGGCGGAAGAGGUUCAGAUUCCUGUCACUACACCAUUGGACAAGGCCAUCAUUGAGUCCAUCACUAACGCUGGAAUUGCCACCGAUUUCAGCAAGGCACAGAAGCUCUACGACAAUCUCCUUGUUGUUGGCGGAGGUUUGGCAAAGUUUCCGGGAUUCGAUCUACUUUUGAACGACCGGAUCAGUAUUUGGAGACCCAAGUACUUGUCUUCCACCUCUCUCGACGAGAUUUUGAACCAUGUGGGCAAAGAAAAAGAAAAAGUAGACACAAAGCGCAAGGCACUCAUUACAGAGGCCAAAGAGAAAAAAAUUAAAGGAGAGCAAACAUUGGACGAGGUGGAACUCACUGAGGAAGAAUUGGCAGCCAUUAACAAAGAAACUCAAUUAACUCUCGAUUUGGCGCGCACAGAUGGUAUUUCCGACCAGGGCUCACUAGUUCCAAUUAAUGUUCUUCCAGCCCCCAACGAGUUUGACCCUCAGGAGGUUAGCUGGAAAGGUGGGAGUGUGUACUCUCGGUUGAAGGUAGUCAACGAAAUGUGGAUCGGCCAGUCAGAUUGGAAUCUCCUCCAUUCCCGGUGUCUUUACUACAAAAGCUUGUUCAACUAUUAG